Messenger RNA from Meriones unguiculatus (Mongolian gerbil), 4854 nucleotides. It is a transcript of the gene Itgb6, whose product is annotated as integrin subunit beta 6. Gene Ontology annotation, molecular function: integrin binding. The transcript is spliced from 18 exons. Bases 393 to 2756 code for a protein of 787 amino acids. Gene Ontology annotation, cellular component: focal adhesion; cell surface; integrin alphav-beta6 complex. NCBI's taxonomy places the organism in Eukaryota, Metazoa, Chordata, Mammalia, Rodentia, Muridae. Gene Ontology annotation, biological process: cell-matrix adhesion; integrin-mediated signaling pathway; cell migration. The record is from RefSeq and is a predicted model, not a curated record.
GUUCUGUCACUCACCAGCAAUAUCCCUGCGUCGUGGCGCUCACCCACACGCCUUUGUGAAAUGUCUCAUUAUGCCGGUGGAAGAGAUACUCGCGUGAAUGCGCUUUUUCAGGGAUGGUGACAACAGGAGGCUUUAAGUCCAUUCACUACCGCAAGGAUCAAUGGCACUUCUGCCAAAGGCUUUGCUCACAGAUACAGUAACGCAUGUCAGCACUUUCUGAGCUUAGAGGGUCUCCCUUGCGAGGUUUCUCACGCUUGCCUGGAAACAUACCUUCGAAAGAUAGUCUCCCAGGACGGGAGCCCAGACACAGAGGAGCCUGUCUAAGAGCUUAUUUCAAGUCUCUGAAGAGGCUCUAACAUGAAAAACAAAAAUCUCAGUGAAAACUGAACCGAAUGGGGAUUGAGCUGGUCUGCCUGUUCCUGCUACUUCUAGGAAGGAAUGAUCGCGUCCAAGGUGACUGUGCCUGGGGUGGUGCAGAAACCUGCUCAGACUGCUUGCUCUCCGGACCUCACUGUGCCUGGUGCUCCCAGGAGAAUUUCACCCACCUGUCUGGAGCUGGCGAAAGGUGUGACACCCCAGCAAAUCUUUUAGCCAAAGGAUGUCAAUUACCCUUCAUCGAAAACCCUGUCUCCCAAGUAGAAAUACUUCAAAAUAAGCCUCUCAGCGUGGGCCGACAGCAGAAUAGUUCCGACAUCGUUCAGAUUGCUCCGCAAAGCUUGGUUCUUAAACUGAGGCCAGGCGCUGAGCAGACUCUGCAAGUUCAGGUCCGCCAGACGGAAGAUUACCCAGUAGAUCUGUAUUACCUCAUGGACCUCUCCGCCUCCAUGGACGACGACCUCAACACAAUCAAAGAGCUGGGCUCCCGGCUUGCCAAGGAGAUGUCCAAAUUAACCAGCAACUUCAGACUGGGCUUCGGAUCGUUUGUGGAAAAGCCCGUUUCUCCUUUUAUGAAGACAACGCCGGAGGAAAUCACCAACCCUUGCAGUAGUAUUCCCUACUUCUGUUUACCUACAUUUGGAUUCAAGCACAUUUUGCCAUUGACUGAUGAUGCCGAGAGAUUCAAUGAAAUAGUGAGGAAACAGAAGAUUUCUGCAAAUAUUGACACGCCUGAAGGUGGAUUUGAUGCAAUUAUGCAGGCUGCUGUGUGUAAGGAAAGGAUUGGCUGGCGCAACGACUCGCUCCACCUCCUGGUUUUUGUGAGUGACGCGGAUUCUCAUUUUGGAAUGGACAGCAAGCUGGCGGGCAUUGUCAUUCCCAACGACGGGCUCUGUCACUUGGACAGCAGGAAUGAAUACUCCAUGUCAACUGUCUUGGAAUAUCCAACAAUCGGCCAACUCAUUGAUAAACUGGUCCAAAACAAUGUGCUGCUGAUCUUUGCCGUCACCCAAGAACAAGUCCACUUGUACGAGAGUUAUGCAAAACUCAUUCCUGGAGCGACCGUGGGACUGCUUCAGAAAGACUCUGGGAACAUCCUUCAGCUGAUCAUCUCUGCGUAUGAAGAACUGCGGUCUGAGGUGGAACUGGAAGUGUUGGGAGACACAGAAGGGCUCAACCUGUCUUUCACGGCUGUCUGUGGCAAUGGCGUCCUCUUCCCACACCAAAAGAAGUGCUCCCACAUGAAAGUUGGGGACACGGCCUCCUUCAAUGUGACGGUGAGCAUAUCCAACUGUGAGAAGAGGAGCCGGAGCCUUGUCGUGAAGCCCGUGGGGCUGGGGGACGCCCUGGAAAUCCUCGUCAGUGCCGAGUGCGACUGCGAAUGCCAGAGGGACGUAGAGGUCAACAGCUCCCGGUGCCACCACGGGAACGGCUCCUUCCAGUGCGGGGUGUGCGCCUGCCACCCGGGCCACAUGGGUCCUCGCUGCGAGUGCGGCGAGGACACGGUGAGCGCGGACGCCUGCAAGGAGUCCCCGGCCCACGCCUCGUGCAGCGGAAGGGGCGACUGCUACUGCGGCCAGUGCGUCUGCCACCUGUCGCCCUACGGGAGCAUCUACGGCUCGCACUGCCAGUGCGACAACUUCUCCUGCCUGAGACACAAGGGCCUGCUCUGCGGAGACAACGGCGACUGCGACUGUGGCGAAUGCGUGUGCCGGGAAGGCUGGACGGGCGAGUACUGUAACUGCACAACCAGCAGGGACUCGUGCACGUCAGAGGACGGAGUGCUGUGCAGUGGCCGCGGCGACUGCGUCUGCGGCAAGUGUGUCUGCAGGAACCCCGGGGCCUCGGGCCCCACCUGUGAACGCUGUCCGACCUGCGGUGACCCCUGUGACUCUAAACGGAGCUGUAUCGAGUGUUACCUGUCUGCGGACGGCCAGGCGCAAGAAGAGUGUGUGGACAAGUGCAAAGCCACCGGGGCCACCAUCAGCGAGGAAGAUUUUUCGAAGGAUACUUCUGUUUCCUGCUCUCUACAAGGAGAAAAUGAAUGUCUUAUUACAUUCCUAAUAACUGCAGAUAACGAAGGGAAGACCAUCAUUCAUAACAUCAGCGAACAAGACUGUCCCAAACCUCCAAACAUCCCCAUGAUCAUGUUGGGAGUGUCGCUGGCUAUCCUGCUCAUCGGAGUGGUCCUGCUGUGUAUUUGGAAGCUGCUGGUAUCAUUUCACGAUCGGAAGGAAGUUGCUAAAUUUGAAGCGGAGCGAUCAAAGGCCAAGUGGCAAACGGGAACCAACCCGCUGUACAGAGGCUCCACCAGCACUUUUAAGAACGUGACCUACAAACACAGGGAGAAGCACAAGGCAGGCCUUUCCACAGACGGGUAGGCAGGCCCACUUCAGCCAGAGUCAACUUGACCGACGUUAAAGGUUAAUUCGCUGUUUGAUUUGUCUUUCUUUGUUGCUUCAAAAGGAGCUUGACUUAAGAUAGUAAGGGGUCACUUGGAGAUUAGUCAUUCUCGGCGUGAAGGUGAGACACUGUUGGCAGGUUUGAAAUAAUCAAGAGAAGACUAUCCUAAGCAAAGAGGUGAAUUCAAGAUCGCUUGAAGAAGAUGAGCUCUGUUGCAUUAAUGCCUCAAAAAAAAAAUCAUCAAAAUGAUUCAUGGGGACUUGAUUUGCAUUUGAAAAAUGUUCAGAAUUAGAAUCUCAUUUGCUUCCUGAAUCCGGUUACCUAAAGUCUUUGUCUCCACAAAGUCGCUCAGUCUUUAUGUAUGCACCAUGUAUCCAUACUGGCUGUUUAUUCUAAACUUGCAGAAAAUCCCUUUUCCUCAUGGAUUUUUUUUUUUUUUUUUUGGUUUUUUGAGACAGGGUCUCUCUACAAAACCCUGGCUGUUCUGGAACUGACCAGACAGCCUUGCCCUUGAACUCACAACCAUCUGCCUGUCUCUGCCUCCUGGGUGUUGGGAUUAAAGGCAUGCCUCAUCAUGCUCAGCAAUUUUGUUUUUUUAAGAAUGAGAAAUGAGAGUCUGGUUUCCCAUCUGCUUAAAGGAUGCAGCUCUUCCAGUGAUAUCCCAAGUGAAAGAUUGAAAACUUAGUGUUAAUAAUUGCCGUGGAUUUGUACACACUUGAAAGUCAUGUAUGCAAACAAUUGUUUUGUUCCACAGAUGAAAAAAAGAAGUAAUUUAUCAGCUAUGUUGCUAGCAAAACUGAACAUACGGGUCUUUUAUGCUCAACUUCAUUCUUGUAGCCAAGUUUCUCUCCUGUUACCCCACAUUUCUCAAUUAUUUCUCUCAACUACACAGUCUUCAAAACUCCACAACUGUCAUUCAUUUAAAAAUAACCUUAGGCUGGUAGCUCAUCAAAUGGUGUUUCGGGAAUGUAAAAGGAACCUGGGUAACAGAAUAAAAGGUCACAUGGCUUUACAUCAAGUGUGUCACGACUGAGGAAGUCCCUCCUGAAAGUCUGGGCUUCCUGAAGGACAUUCCUAUCCCAUCUGCACCACCUAGCAUGGAGAGAGAGGACAUGUCACCCACUUGCUCUGAAAAAGGAAGAAAAUCGAAAUCUACACAAGCGAUGAGCAGACUGGAGAGCUAGUGUCUGGAGAAUUUCACGUCUUAGGGUUACUGCUGUAUGAUGAAGCACUUGGCUCUGACAUCUUACAUCUCCACAGAGAAGUUGAGAGGGUGGACAGGAGAGCUGAGUACAGUCUCUCCAUCGUCUAACUCCAAGCCCUUCUGACUCUCUCCUGCAUGAGGCCCUUUUGUCAGUAAAAUGAUAGGAGGAUUGUGUUAGUUAUGGUAUAACUAUCUUAGUUUGAAAGUGUAUUGACACAGAACAAAUAGCACUUAUGUCCCUGGAGCGUGGGCCAGUUGCUGUAUUUUUUGUGAGGUGAGUUUUGCCUUCACUGGAUAUUAACGUGAAGCCAUUUACUAGGUGAAAUGUUACAGGAGGCUUCAACAGCUGUCCGUUGAAUUAUCAGCUUAGUCUCAAAGCUCCUUCACACCUCCCAUAUAGUUCUUUGUGGUUUUUGAUCUUUUCUGGUUUUUUUUUUGUUUUGUAUUGUUUUGUUUUUUAACUCAGGUAUAUCAGUCAGUUAGGGAGUACACAGCUACAUUUAACAGAGAAAUUCUAGGGAAUCUCCUUGGAUCCCUGAAUGGUCCAAGCCCUUGGAGUUUUAGGCAAACAGAAGAUAACCCAGCGAUCUGCUGUACUGCCGCCACUACCAGGAGCUGUCUGUGCUGUUUGUGUGAUAUUGCUGAAAUGAGAUUUUAGAAAACAGAAGUUUCUUUCAUGUGUGUAUUUUGAAGAAUGUGUUCUUUCUCUAAAUACUGUUUUGACCAAAGGCAGGACCUUAAAAAGGCCAAAACAUUAACAGUAGCGCUGCUGUUCACUGAAGAAAUAUGUUACAUGAAGAUAAAAUGGUUGUUUUUUAAGUGGUUUUGUUGUAUUUUGCAUUGUCAUAAAUAAACAGAAUUUAAACAAUGAA